UGUACGGCCCACCUCGGUGAAGUUUGCUGGUUGCCUGCAGGAUGUACGGUGAAAUGACAGGACAGUCCAGCUCAACACAAACUCAUCAUCAUCUGAUGCUGUCAGCUUCCAGGGCUGUCUGCCUCAGGUUGUGCCAGGAGUUGGUUUCCGUGGUGACAGCUCCUUUUCCCAGUUGGCCAUUCCAUUAGACUUUAGCGGAGCUGCCGAGAUCUGGUUUGAACUGAAGCCUGACAAGUUGGACGGGGUUUUGCUGUACGCUGAAGACAGUUCAGAUGCUGAUCACUUCUUUUACCUGGCCCUUUACAACGGGCACCUAUUUGGUGUGCAUCAACCAGCCCAGGGACAGGCCCAGGUGCUGCAGCCCAGCAGCAACCUGCUGGUGGAUCAACAAUGGCACCUAGUGGAACUCAAUAUAACUGCAGGAAGUAUCUCAGUACAGGUGGACAGGAGUGGUGAGGCUUCAGCAGGUGUGCUGACAGGUGCGCUCUCCUCAUCACACCUGUACCUGGCAGGUGUGGGCCCCGCCCUGCAGGAGAAGUUGAACAGGUGUGAGGAGUGUCCUGUGGUUGUCUCCUACACAGGUGGCAUGCAGGGCGUCAGUGUUAAUAGCAGGGUGCUGGACUUCUUGGACCCUGCCACUGUUCUUUCUCAGAGAGGGGUGUACCUCAGUGGACUGGACCCACCACAGAAUGUCACCGCUCCCACCCUGCCCCCACCUGGCCCAACAGUGGCACCUCCCAGUUGUGCAGACCCAGUCCAACCCGCUUACAGCGGGGAGGGCGUGAACUUUGGUCGUCAUGGCAACAGCUAUAUCUCCUACAGUUUGUCUCCUGAGACAAUGGCACAGUACUUCAGAACAAGCUUUGUCCUAAGGUGCCAGUUCCGAGCAGAGGCCCCGGAUGGGAUCCUGUACUACAGUGCUAACAACCGGAAUACUCCUGACAACCACCUGGCUGUCUACAUGUCAGAAGGAUACCUGCACGCAGACAUGAAGACUCAGCAAGCCAGCAAUAGCAACUACCACAACCUGAAAGUCAGGACACAGUUCAGGGACUACGCUGACGGGAACUGGUGGGAGGUGGUCAUUUUGCGCAUCCACAACUUCCUUGCAAUCAUUGUGCCCGAGCGGAGAGACUACGUCAACAACAACCAGCAGUCCAAUAUUGAGACUUUUAUCGACCUGACCUUGCCCCUUUAUGUCGGAGGAACAGACAUACAUGUUGACUACCCCAUCUUCUCACUCCGGAAAAAAUCGGGCUUUGCUGGCUGUAUCCGUCUACUGGAGAUCAGCACUGCUCAGCCAGUGGACACUGUCAGCUUUGAUCUUGGGAGUCCGGAUGACCAGUACAAUGUCGGCCAGUGCUACGAGGCUGUUAACCCUGGAACCGCCUUCAACGGGACCGGAUUUAUAACCAUGGGCACCCAAAGUUUGGAGUCAGGGUUGGAUGUGAGUGUGCAGUUCAGCACGGUCCAGCGCUCGUUCCUCCUCCUCCUGCUGUACCAGGAUCCAGGCAACUACUUCCUGAUGGAUGCGGAGGAUGGCAGGAUCCGUGGGCACCUGCGUAAGAACAACAUCACCACCACCAUUCGCACCACCCAUGUGACCGGGUUCGAGGUCUGCGACGGAGAGUUCCACACGCUGGUCUUCUCGGCCAAUCUGGUGCAGCGCGUUGGCGUGCUGCUUCUCUCCAUCCAGCUGGAUGAGCUGCCGGACAACCGGUUCCAACAGACAGGCUUUGAUGACAUCAGCAUCCAUGGGGAGCUGUACGUGGGAGGGGGGCCAGUUGCUGCCUCCUUGGCUUCCCCAGGCCUGGUGCAGACUCCCUUCAAGGGCUGUCUGGAGUCCCUGGUGUUCGGAGAAGCACUGGACCUCCGACAGGCCGGACUUACAGAGCACGUCACCUCAGGAUGUCCAGCAAGACCUUGACACUCAACCGACUUUCUUAACUUCAAAUGUCUGAAAUAUUAGGAUAAGAUAGAGGCUAUACUUGACUGUGACUGUUAGUACAUUGUCAAAAUGAAAUAAAGUUUCAACAUCUUUGCCACUAGUUUUACUGUAAACUUUCAGGCCAUAGCACUCAAAUGAAAACAGUAGGGCUGUAAUACUAUAUGAUUGUUUGUAUCAGUUUCUGAACACACCAGAUUUUUUACAGUAAGAACAAUCUACGCUGCAUAAGAUUAGACUGUAAGAUUUGAUCCAGGCACACUGGUACAGACCACUACUCUUUUUGGUUUGUGCAGCUCUGUGGUAUCUUUAACAUGCUCAAGAUGCGGCUCCUUUUAAGAGAGGGCCUUCUGCUUAACGUCCCAUCAAAGAGGAUGUCUCUACUUUAAAGCUAUUAGGUAUACCCAUUUUCACUAGAGGGUACCCAGAAAGAUGAAUGAGGAAAUACCACAUUGGGACCUGUUAGGGAUUCAAAUCCAGAACCUUUACAUUCAGUGGCCAUCUAAAUUAUUUGUUUGCAGUAUAAGUAGUGGAAAGUAUUACACGCAUGCUUGUGUUUGAAUGGUCACCAAUAUUCAUUGUUAUAAACGUACAGUAAAGUCAUAAACAUGAUACACAAUCAUGUAGGGCGUCCUCUUUGCCACUGUACUAAGAUGACAACCUGAAUGUUUUGUUUCAUCUCCAGAUGUGAAAAAGUAUGUUUGAUGUAUAUCUUGCUUAAAUAAAAGUUGGCUAUUGUGUG
Branchiostoma floridae (Florida lancelet) is the source of this 2687-nucleotide messenger RNA. Its product is annotated as laminin subunit alpha-2-like. The coding region runs from base 587 to 1927 and encodes 446 amino acids. The transcript has 11 exons. The record is from RefSeq and is a predicted model, not a curated record. Lineage: Eukaryota; Metazoa; Chordata; Leptocardii; Amphioxiformes; Branchiostomatidae.